AUGGCCAAGGAAAGCUUUGCUGCUGGAGGUGUAAGGGAUGUUAACGCUGUUUUUCAAGAGGUUCUGAAGAUGGCCCUCAUCCACGACAGCCUAGCAUGUGUCAUAUGUGACGCUGUCUUAGACAAGCGCCAAGACCAUCUUUGUGUGCUUGCAUCCAAUAGGGAUGGGCCUGCGUAUGUCAAGUUGGUGGGGGAACUUCGUGCUGAGCACCAAAGCAGCACAAUGAAGGCUGAAGACAAGGAACCAGGAGAAUGGGUGGGCCUCCGAUACAUGGGUACAGAGGGACAGCCAAGGAAAGUGGUUGGCUGCAUCUGUGCAAGGGUUAGGAGUUAUGAUAAAGAAUCUCAGGUCAAGGGUGUCACCAAAGAAUAA
This is a messenger RNA of Microtus oregoni (creeping vole), 372 nucleotides long. RefSeq names its product 40S ribosomal protein S12-like. NCBI's taxonomy places the organism in Eukaryota, Metazoa, Chordata, Mammalia, Rodentia, Cricetidae. Gene Ontology annotation, cellular component: ribosome; cytosolic small ribosomal subunit. Gene Ontology annotation, molecular function: structural constituent of ribosome. The record is from RefSeq and is a predicted model, not a curated record. The coding region runs from base 1 to 372 and encodes 123 amino acids. The transcript has a single exon. Gene Ontology annotation, biological process: translation.